Molecule: messenger RNA, 3955 nt
Organism: Heterocephalus glaber (naked mole-rat)
Lineage: Eukaryota; Metazoa; Chordata; Mammalia; Rodentia; Bathyergidae
Gene: Ptpn22
Product: protein tyrosine phosphatase non-receptor type 22
Biological process (GO): protein dephosphorylation; T cell receptor signaling pathway; negative regulation of T cell activation
Cellular component (GO): cytoplasm; nucleus
Molecular function (GO): non-membrane spanning protein tyrosine phosphatase activity
Source: RefSeq, a predicted model, not a curated record
CAAGAGUCUUGAUUCUUUUUUUUUUUUAAGGUAAAUUGUUUCAUUUGCAAGUUAUCAGUUAGCCUUUGCCUCUCAGUAUUCUGAAACCAAAGGCAGAGUACAGUUCCCUGUGUGGUAUGUGGGGAGGGACUGUGGAGUCUACAGCAGGUGAAUUGAAGGGCUUGGUGAUCUCAGAACGGUUUAGUGACAAGAAGCAGAACGGAAGAUAAGUAGGGGACUUUCCUGUUGUGGAUGAUGCAAAAACAAAUGGAGCAAGCUUCAUGGAGGUAUUAUAUAAGCCUUUUCUGUAUCCAUUUAUAAAAGGAGAAACAAGUCUACUCUGGAGGUAAAUGAGGUCAAUCAUGGCCUUUGUGAGCUGGACUCCAAACCUCAGGAAAGACACCAUUCCUCUCAUAACAACAGCCUGGCUGCUCGGACAGCCGCAUCAGGGAAAAACUCUCUGCCAGGUACCUCGGCCUCCCCGUAGGGGCAGCCCAGCUCCUAACAGAGUGACAGUGCCCAGCCAGACCGGAAGCAUACACUGUGUGCUGAACUAGGCAAAAGACCUGGAAUAACUGAUGUACUGAAUAACCAACUCAGUGCAUUUCUCACCAAAGCAUGACCAUAUAAUAUAGCUUACUAAAUCACAGCAGACUUAUUUUUGGUAUGUUUAAGAUCAUGUUAACCACUGUGGGUUAUACAAAUGCAUAGAUUAUAGUACCAUUGCCUUUGAUAAAUCUAAAACUAAAGGGGGGCAUUUUACAUAUCCUCUUUGGAAAAACUCCUCUUAAAUAAACUUACAGGAAACAAAGAACAUGUGAAGAAACUAAGAAAAGUGUCCUAUAGUCACAUAUAAAGACUUAUAUUGUGGGGAUUCAGACUAGGAAAAGAUCAUAAUCAGAUGGAGUUAGGGGAAAGAGUUUUGAAGGAAAAGUAACUGGGCUUUAUUUUCACCCUGGUGAAAAUUAGGGGUAAAGUGAAAAGGAGAAUUUUGGUGCCAAGCUGAGGAAUCUGGAUUUGUUCCCACAGCCUAUUGAACUGGCACAUUCCCCUCCAGUUGGAGCCAGCAUGACUGCCCUCUUAUCUGUUGUUUUCUUCCUUCUGAACACAAGAGGCGCCAGUGGGGUGUGGCUUUUUCCUGGCUCCUCCAGCAUGGACCAGCUAGAAAUCCUGCAGAAGUUCCUGGAUGAGGCCCAAAACAAGAAAAUUAACAAAGAGAAGUUUGCGAAUGAAUUUCUGAAGCUGAAAAAGCAAUCCACCAAGUUCAAGGCAGACAAAACCUAUCCUACAGCUGUGGCUCAGAAGCCCAAGAAUAUAAAGAAAAACAGAUAUAAGGACAUUUUGCCCUAUGAUCAUAGCCGGGUAGAGCUGUCCCUGAUAACUUCUGAUGAGGAUUCCAGCUACAUCAAUGCCAACUUCAUUAAGGGAGUGUAUGCGCCCAAGGCAUAUAUUGCCACACAAGGCCCUUUACCUACAACUCUCCUGGACUUCUGGAGGAUGAUUUGGGAACACAGUGUUCUGAUCAUUGUUAUGGCAUGUAUGGAGUUUGAAAUGGGAAAGAAAAAGUGUGAGCGCUACUGGGCUGAGCCAGGACAGAUGCAGCUGCAGUUUGGUCCUUUCUCCAUAUCCUGUGAAGCUGAAAAAAGGAAAUCCGAUUAUAUAAUCAGGACUCUAAAAGCCAAGUUCCAUAGUGAAACUCGAACUAUCUACCAGUUUCAUUAUAAGAAUUGGCCAGACCAUGAUGUGCCUUCAUCUAUAGACCCUAUUCUUGAGCUCAUCUGGGACGUGCGUUGUUACCAGGAGGAUGACAGUGUUCCCAUAUGCAUUCACUGCAGUGCUGGCUGUGGAAGGACUGGGGUGAUUUGUGCUAUUGAUUAUACAUGGAUGUUGCUAAAAGAUGGGAUAAUUCCUGAGAACUUCAGUGUUUUUAGUUUGAUCCAGGAAAUGCGAACACAGAGGCCUUCAUUAGUUCAAACUCCGGAACAAUAUGAACUGGUCUACAGUGCUGUAUUAGAACUUUUUAAGAGACAUAUGGAUGUUAUUGGAGAUAAACAGUCUGGAAGAAAGAUUCAAGCAAAGUACUCAAUUCCUGAGCAAAAUCCUACUCCACAAGCAGAUUUUUGUUCUCCUAAUUUACCAAAAGGCUCCAUAAAAGAAGCAAAAAUGAUGAACCAACAGAGCAAACAAAAGUUGAAGGCGGAAAACGCAGAAACUUCUUCCUUUAACUUUAGGACUUCUAAAAUAAGUGCAAAAGUUUUGCACCCUGCUAAAUCAAGCCCAUCUUUUGACUUUUUGGAGCUAAAUUACAGUUGUAACAAAAAUGUUGACAUAACCAAGAAAUGGCAGACAAAGACAUUAUCAACAGUUGGAGAACCUCUUCAGAAGCACAAAAGUUUGGACUUCAGUUCCAUUCUGUUGGGGGCAUGUCCUAAUUCUCAAUCUAUAAAUGCAGCAGGCACAUGUUUUAAUUCAAGGGGGCCAAUAACACGAACCAAAUCAACUCCCUUUGGAUUGAUACAGCAGAGACAAACCGAGGCGUUGGACAUCAAGGAAAAUUUUUCAUGUUUGGAAUCUCAACCACAUGAUUCUUAUCUUGUGGAGUUCCAGGCUAAGAAAGUCAUGCAUGCUUCUUCAGAAGAACUGAAUUAUUCACUGCCUUCUGACUCUAACCACCAAACGUGUGAUGACUUUGAUGUAAAGCAGCAUGGCUCCAGUGCUUUGAGUGUGUAUUCUUGCAUGUCUUUAGUAGAAGAUCCUUAUUUUUUAUCAUUGCUUCCAAGUAGUGCUGAUUCUAAGAUGUCUCUUGAUUUACCUGAGAAGCAAGAUGGAACUGUUUUUCCUCACUCUUCGUUGCCAGCAUCCUCUACAACCCUCUUUUCUUAUUACAACUCAAAUGAUUCUCUAGCAUUAAAUCCUCUGACCAGUUUUUCCUCACGACUGAACCAAGAGACAGCUGUAGUGGCAACGUCUACAAAGAUAGAUGAUGAAAUCCCCCCUCCACUUCCUGAACGAACACCUGAAUCUUUUAUUGUGGUAGAGGAAGCGGGUGAAUUAUCAACAAGUGCACCCAAAUCCUUAUCUUCACCUGUGAAGGUGAAAAUUGGAACAUCGCUGGAAUGGAGUGGAACAUCUGAAUCAAAGACAUUUGAUAAGCCUGUGAGACUUAGGCCAAGCAAGAGUGUAAAACUCCGGAGUUCCAAAGCAGCUUCACGUCAAGAUUCAUCUCCUUCUCCACCUCCACUCCCAGAAAGAACCUUAGAGCCCUUCUUUCUUCCUAAUGGAGAUUGUAUGCAGACCCAAUCUACAGAAACUUAUUCAACUAGCUGUCCUGAAACCACGGAAAAUUCAACAUCUUCAAAACAAACAGUGAAGACUACUGGAAAAAGUUUCACAAGGAAUAAGAGUUUGAAAAUUUUGCGAAACAUGAAGAAGAGUAUCUGUAAUUCUCCCUCACCAACUAAGCCUGCAGAAUCUAUUCAAUCAAAUAAUUCCAGGUCAUUUCCAAAUUUUGGUUUUGCAAAUCGUUUUUCAAAGCCCAAAGGACCACGGAACCCACCACCAUCUUGGAAUAUUUAAUACAACUCUGGAUUUAUCAGAAUAUGGGCUCCAAAUGAGCCUGAAAUACAACUACUGGCUAGCUAAAAGAAGUGCUGUAUAUUCAUAAUAUUGUAAAGAAUAUAUGAUAAUGUUAAUAACUUUUAAAAGAAAAUCAAUACCUAAAAUGUACCAAUAAACAAUUUUUAAAAAGAAAAUAAAUCCAUUCAGGAGAAAAGAAAAAGAAAAUAAGCAAAAAGGCCAGAAGUUUUGCAUUUUCCUAUCAUUUACAUUGGAAUAUGUGGGUUGGAAAUUGUAGAUAAAAAGUUCAUCACUUGAGUUUAUGAAGAGAAUGCUGUAUGAGAAACACUUUAAAAAUGGAUUUAUCCUGAGUUUGAUCCCUGGUACCAGGAAAAAAAUAAAAAUGGAUUUACUUUUGGAA